GAAAUAUAUGUAUAAAAGGACCUACUUUCAAGCCGCAAAGUCACAAUUAUACACAUUCAACAGUACGAAUUUUAAUACAUAAAGUACUAAAUAAACAUGCAAAUUUUCGUGAAGACACUAACUGGCAAGACUAUCACCCUCGAUGUGGAGUCCAGUGAUACGAUUGAUAAUGUGAAGGCCAAGAUACAAGACAAGGAAGGAAUCCCCCCCGAUCAGCAGCGACUGAUCUUUGCUGGUAAACAGCUUGAAGAUGGCCGCACACUUGCUGACUACAAUAUACAGAAAGAGUCAACUCUUCAUCUUGUUUUACGUUUGCGAGGUGGUAUGCAGAUAUUCGUCAAGACGCUCACUGGUAAAACUAUCACGUUGGAUGUCGAGUCUAGUGACACUAUAGAUAAUGUGAAAGCUAAAAUACAAGAUAAGGAAGGCAUACCACCAGAUCAGCAGCGACUGAUCUUCGCAGGUAAACAAUUAGAGGACGGCCGCAGUUUGGCUGAUUAUAACAUCCAAAAGGAGUCCACUUUGCACUUAGUUUUGAGAUUAAGAGGCGGAGCCAAGAAGAGGUGUGCACUUGAAGACUGCAACGAGAGGCAAGCUCCUAUUAUUGGUGAUUGUCGAUUUUGUGUCAUGAAAUACUGCAAAUCCCACAGACUGCCCGAAAUGCACGACUGUAAGGAAAUGGAAUCUUGUCGACAAGCCGCUUUCGACCGAAAUGCAAAGAGUGUUUUAAAUGGACAGUGUGUAACACCCAAGUUGCAAACAAUUUAAUUUUGAAAUGUAAUAAAAUUUGCCUAGCUCAAAUCAGGUUGAAGUGAUAUUGGGUUAAAUGAUGUUUGUCAUGAUGAAACUGCGUGUUUGACAAUGGCAAAUUGAAAGUACCAUUCAAUACAUUUUUUAAAUAACGCAAAAACAAAUAAUUCCAAAUGAUUCAUAGCUUGUCUGAUAACCUUGAAUUUGUUUCGAACUAGCACCGGAACGAUAAAAAAAAAUCACGAUAUACAUAUAUACAUAUACACACACACAUAUAUAUAUAUAUAUAGAACACAUUUACACACACAUACACACAGACACAGACACAGACACAGACAUAUAUAUAUAUGUGAAUGUGCUAUAUACGUAUACACAUACUUAUAUACAUAAAUACAUACACAAACACACAUUCAUAUAUAUAUAUA
Messenger RNA from Sphaeroforma arctica JP610, 1175 nucleotides. RefSeq lists its product as hypothetical. The transcript has a single exon. The record is from RefSeq and is a predicted model, not a curated record. Gene Ontology annotation, molecular function: ubiquitin protein ligase binding; zinc ion binding; protein tag activity. Gene Ontology annotation, cellular component: cytoplasm; nucleus. NCBI's taxonomy places the organism in Eukaryota, Ichthyosporea, Ichthyophonida. The coding region runs from base 97 to 768 and encodes 223 amino acids. Gene Ontology annotation, biological process: protein ubiquitination; modification-dependent protein catabolic process.